GGCUGAGAUAAAAACAUAUUGCAUAUCAAUGUUAAAGAAUUUACGAAGACGAUCUCCAAAGAAAGCACGUGAGCCGCGUGUUCCGUUUUUACCGGCAUUAACUAGAAAACUAUUCGGAUCAAGACAUAAAGACAAGUACGCCCCUAACUCCAGGUCUGUGAGUGACCCUGAGACCCCUGAAGAUUGUCUAGACCCUGAUGAAACGUUAAUAAUUACAGUUCCUACUGAAUCUGCCAAUAAGAGAUACAUUCUACCCAAAUUAAAAGAUAAGCCAAGAUACCUGAACAUGACUAGCGUUUUAACCCUCCCCUCCCAUAUGUCGGGGUUUCUUCAUGAACUUGGAUCAAACUCUGGUGUUUACAGUUACGUUAGCAGACCCACAAUGCUGGUUACAAACAAACCUAAGAUCCAGCAUCAAGUGAAUGGUAAACCGCCUAAUAUUAUGUUUGAUAAGCGUGUAGUAAGAGGGAGUACUUAUACUCCUAUACGUACUCAGAUCAUAACUUUAGAUAGACAGAGAGUAACACCUACAGAUGGAACUUACAUCAGGAGAAGGGAUCCUAACAAACCUACAUCAUUUAAUUCUAACAGAAAGGAAUCGGACCGGAAAAGACGUAGGUUACCAGAUAUUGAGAUUUCAAACAAACCCUCAGAUAAUAAUUAUAGACAUUCAUUUUUGAAUGGUGGAUUUGGGAGUAGAGGGUAUAAAAGUACUACGGUGACAAAUGGUUUUCAGGGGGAUGUCCCCUUUUCCUCCAAUCAGGGGCGUGUUAGCUCCCCCCGGAAGGAUAUGUUCCCCUCCCCCUACAUAAACUCCUCCUCAUUAAUUAACCCUGUUCCUGGGAGGAAACAUAGUCAACUUCAAACAGAGAAAUGGCUGGAGGAAAUAACAAACAAGGUUGAGGAAGCUAAUGCGGAAGUUCAGACAGAUCCUUACACUACACCAAGUGUGUCCCCAAGAGAGGAGAGUCGAGGUACAGGUCUGGAUAAAGAAACACAAAUUUAUCCUUUAGAUCCAGAACUUUUCAACUUUGAUUCCGAGGUUGGAAUGGUUCUGGAGGGUAUCCUUGGUAGAACAAUGGAGCAGAGUAUAUUGGAGGUUCUCCAGGAAGAAGAAACCGCUCUGCUGAGAAAGCAGAAGCUGGAGCACCAGGCCGCUAUCACUGCACUUUCUGUUCUAUGAGACCACGGAUUAACAUAGUAAAUAAAUUUUCCCCAUCGAAGAUUUAUGUCCAUAUGUGAGUUAUUUAUGAUCAUAUUUAAGUUAUUUAUGAUCAUAUUUGAGUUAUUUAUAAUCAUAUUUGAGUUAUUUAUGUCAUAUUUGAGUUAUUUAUGUCAUAUUUCAGUUCUUUAUGGUCAUUUUGGAGUUAUUAAUGAUCAUAUUUGAGUUAAAACAGAUCAUAACUUCCUAAAUUUCAUUUGUUAUUACAGAUCAUAUUUGAUUUAUUACAGAUCAUAUUUGAGUUAAUAUAGAUCAUAUUUGAUUUAUUACAGAUCAUAUUUGAUUUUUUAUGAUCCUUUUUGAAUUAAUACAGAUCAAAUUUGAAUUCAAAUUGAGUUAAUGCAAAUUAUAUUUGAGUUAUUACAGAUCAUAAAUUUCAGUUAGUAUAGAUCAAAUUUGAGUUAUUACAGAUCAUAUUUAAAAUGUUACAUACAUGAGUUAUUACAUAUCAUAUUUGAGUUACUACAGAUCAUAUUCAAAAUGUUACAUACAUGAGUUAUUACAUAUCAUAUUUGAGUUAUCAUUGAUCAAAUCUGAGUUAAUAUAGAUCAUCUUUGCUAGAAUUUCAAUUGUCUUUAAAUCACACUUUUUAUUUUGAGUUUUUUAUAACAACAAAUUUUAAAGCAGAGGUCUGGAAUAACGAAAAAUGACCAUCUGCAUUUCAAAUUUUGCUUGAAUAUCCCUUUUUGAGCUGGCUAAUAAAGAAAUAAUUUAAAAGUUCAUUUUGAAUAUAUUUUGUGACUUUUUUUUAAAAUGAAUCU
Molecule: messenger RNA, 1983 nt
Organism: Eurytemora carolleeae
Lineage: Eukaryota; Metazoa; Arthropoda; Copepoda; Calanoida; Temoridae
Gene: Rsph3
Exons: 14
Coding region: 29-1183 (384 amino acids)
Cellular component (GO): cilium
Source: RefSeq, a predicted model, not a curated record